CCGAAUCCCUAACACACACAACUUUGGGCGAGCCAAUUUGUCUCUCACAGACGAAACCAUGUCUCUGGCGAUCCCAGCCCAGCCGCCCAACCUCAACCUCAUAGAUCAGGACGACAAGAUACGCACUCAUGGUACCGGCUCAAAAGACUCGAAGCUUGCUGGAAAGUCUUUGACUCAACAAUUUGACUACUUGUCGCUGGCACUGCCUCUCCCUCAUGAACAAGAAGAAGAAUCAGCAAAGGAACAAGAAGAAGAGGAGGAGGAGGAGGAGGAGGAGGAUGAAGAAGAAGAAGAAGAAGAAGAAGAAGAAGAAGAAGAAGAAGAAGAAGAAGAAGAGGAAGAGGAAGAGGAAGAGGAAUUUGACGUUUGUGAUGUUUGCUUGAAGACCAAGGAACACUGGACAUUUGAUUGCCCGUACCUGGAUCGGAUCCCGAACCCAAAGACGAUAACUGUUGGCAGUGGCUAUGCAAUAGUUUGUAGGGGAUGUCAUGUGUUGGGUGGCCAUUCUGAUAGGGCCUGGGUAGGACGUGCUAUUAUGAAGUCUUGUAGUAUUUGUGAGGAACCAGCUUCUCACUGGAAUUCAGAAUGCCCAAAAAACCCUGACCCCAGAGAGUAUGACGAUUCGAAUGACUUUAAGGUGUUGAUGGAAGAGAUCUAUAGUGUCGCAUGAGUACUUCUUUUCAUUAGCCAGCUCUUUGAUAAACUAUGUUAUCCCUUGCAUCAGAAUUUUAUCCAGUGUUUGAGAACACAGUACUUUUGUGCCCCCUUUUAUGAAAACGCUUAUCUUCACAUUGUUAUUGUACCGAAUUGUUAUUUCUUGCCAACUGUAU
Molecule: messenger RNA, 830 nt
Organism: Rosa chinensis
Lineage: Eukaryota; Viridiplantae; Streptophyta; Magnoliopsida; Rosales; Rosaceae
Product: ATP-dependent RNA helicase DRS1-like
Exons: 3
Coding region: 59-670 (203 amino acids)
Source: RefSeq, a predicted model, not a curated record